Messenger RNA from Vitis riparia (riverbank grape), 1956 nucleotides. RefSeq names its product mitogen-activated protein kinase homolog NTF3. Gene Ontology annotation, cellular component: cytoplasm; nucleus. Lineage: Eukaryota; Viridiplantae; Streptophyta; Magnoliopsida; Vitales; Vitaceae. The coding region runs from base 517 to 1632 and encodes 371 amino acids. The transcript has 3 exons. Gene Ontology annotation, biological process: intracellular signal transduction; protein phosphorylation. The record is from RefSeq and is a predicted model, not a curated record. Gene Ontology annotation, molecular function: MAP kinase activity; ATP binding.
AAACCCGGGUUCUGGUGCUGCGAUGCAUGAAAUCCAAAAAAAAAUUCACAUGUUUUUUUCCUUCUAAUAAUCUCCCCGUCCACAGUCUUCGAUCACUGCUCUCUAGCUGCUGGAUCGCGACAAAAUAACAACCCUCCAGUGCUUCCAUAGAUCUAAUUUAGAUCUGAAUCGUGAAGGGGAGGAUAGAGAAUUCUGGAAAAUUUGUGGGCUUUUGAGAAGGAUCGAAGGAUAAAAAAUCUAGCGGUUUUGGGGCAAAAUGGGGACGGAGGAUCGAAGGAGGGUUAGGGUUGUGUUUGAUUUGGGGGAGUGGGGAAGACUUUAGGGGAAUUGGGAUGAAUUCUGAUGUGGGAUACAAAACUGGUUGAGGGUUUGAAAAGGAUUUGGUUGAAUAAGGUACUCUCUGAUGGUAUGAACAGGUUCGAGUGAUCGAUGUCGCGGGAAAAUGCAUAGAAACGGUCAAAGUUGGUGCUUUGAAUAAAGAGGGGUUGGAGAAGAUCGAAUCAAAGGAGCAGGGAAAUGGCAACUCCAGUUGAGCCUCCAAAUGGGACUAGAUGCGAAGGAAAACAUUAUUAUUCAAUGUGGCAGACUUUGUUUGAGAUUGAUACAAAAUAUGUGCCCAUCAAGCCAAUAGGUCGGGGAGCAUACGGUAUCGUGUGCUCUUCUGUGAACAAGGAAACCAAUGAGAAAGUUGCAAUUAAGAAGAUACAUAAUGCGUUUGAUAACCGUGUUGAUGCACUGAGAACUUUGCGUGAGAUUAAACUUCUUCGGCAUCUUCGACAUGAAAAUGUGAUUGCUUUAAAAGAUGUCAUGAUGCCUAUACACAGGAGAAGUUUCAAGGAUGUCUAUCUGGUUUAUGAACUCAUGGAUACGGAUUUGCACCAGAUUAUUAAGUCCUCCCAAGCGCUUACUAAUGACCACUGCCAAUAUUUUCUGUUCCAGUUGCUCCGAGGCCUGAAGUAUCUCCACUCAGCAAACAUCCUCCACCGAGACUUGAAGCCUGGAAACCUUCUUAUCAAUGCAAACUGUGACCUAAAAAUAUGUGAUUUUGGGCUAGCUCGAACUAGCACUGGCAAGGGCCAGUUCAUGACUGAGUAUGUGGUCACUCGCUGGUACAGGGCCCCAGAACUCCUCCUCUGCUGUGACAACUAUGGAACCUCCAUUGAUGUGUGGUCUGUUGGAUGCAUCUUUGCGGAGCUUCUCGGCCGGAAACCUAUAUUCCCUGGCACAGAGUGUCUUAACCAGCUCAAACUGAUCAUCAACAUCCUUGGGAGCCAGAGGGAGGCUGAUAUUGAAUUCAUUGACAACCCCAAAGCAAGGAAAUACAUCAAGUCUCUCCCGUUCUCACCAGGGACGCCUUUUUCCCGUCUUUACCCAAAUGCCCAUCCCAUGGCGAUUGAUCUGCUGCAGAAGAUGCUAAUUUUUGACCCCUCAAAGAGGAUUGGUGUCACCGAAGCACUCCAACACCCUUUCAUGUCCUCACUGUAUGAUCCCAGUAAGAACCCUCCAGCACAGGUCCCCAUUGAUCUGGACAUAGACGAGGAUUUAGGGGAAGAGAUGAUAAGGGAGAUGAUGUGGAAGGAAAUGCUCCAUUAUCAUCCUGAAGCUGUUACAAGCAAUGGGGAGGCAAGUUAGUAACCUUUUCUUCCUUGGUUUCAUAGCGGCCUAGGAAGGUUGUCCUUUUUCUUUUUCCUUAAAAUCUUGAAGAAACAUGCAUUAGUAGUUUGUGCUUCUUAAUGCAUGUUAUGACUAAUUAUCUCAUGUGGUUUUUGUUAUAAGAACUUGUUAAUGAGCUUGAGCUCUGUACCGUAGGUGGCCUCCUUGACUUGUACAUACGUGUGCUGUUAUAUGCAUCUGGUGACUUUUUGUUUGUAAAUUAACCCUACUAUUUAUCUUUAUGUAUGAGUUAUGACAAGACUAUUAGCAUAAUUGAGUUUGAAGAAAGUCUGUUUCCCUGUU